UCUCAUGGGAGCAUCUGGAGCCUCCCAGUUCCCAGCUAACCCAAACGGCGAUCACCGUCACCAUGCCCAAGCAAAACCCAGUGGCCGUAGGGAUCGACCUCGGGACCACCUACUCCUGCGUGGCUGUCUGCCAGCACGGCAAAGUGGAGAUCAUCGCCAAUGACCAGGGGCACCGGACAAUGCCCAGCUAUGUGGCCUUCACCCAGACCGAGCACCUGGUGGGGGAUCCAGCCAAAAGCCAGGCCUCUCUCAACCCCCGGAACACCGUCUUCGACGCCAAGCGCUUGCUUGGCAGGCAAUAUGAAGACGCCACCGUGCAAGAGGACGUGAAGCACUGGCCUUUCACGGUGCUCAACCAGGAGGGGAAGCUGAAGGUGCAGGUCUCCCACAAAGGCAAGCAACGGACCUUCUAUCCCAAAGAGAUCUCGGCCAUGGUGUUGGCCAAGAUGAAGCAGACGGCCGAGUCCUACCUAGGCUGUUCAGUCUCCCAAGCUGUCGUCACGGUGCCGGCCUACUUCAACGAUGCCCAGCGCCAAGCCACCAUAGACGCCGGGGCCAUCGCCAGCCUCCAGAUCCUGAAGAUCCUCAACGAGCCAACAGCAGCGGCCAUCGCCUACGGCCUGAACACAAAGAGCCUGGAGGAGAGGAGUCGCAACAUCCUCAUUUUUGACCUGGGUGGGGGCACUUUUGAUGUCUCCAUUCUCUCCGCCGAGGACGGCAUCUUUGAAGUGAAGGCCACCGCAGGGGAUACCCACUUGGGCGGGGAGGACUUUGACAAGAGGCUGGUGGAUUAUCUGGCUGAAGAGUUCAAGAAGAAGUACAAGGAGGACAUUUUCCAGGACAAGAAGGCCAUGCAGAGGCUGAAGAUGGCUUGCGAGCACGCCAAAUGCACGUUGAGCUCUUGCUCCAGCGCGAGUGUUGCCAUCGACUCCCUCCACCAAGGGGUGGACUUCCAUAACACCAUCACCAGAGCACGUUUUGAGGACUUGUGCUCUGACCUCUUCCGGGCCACUCUGAAACCCCUGGAGAGGGCCCUGAAAGAUGCCAAGAUGAAAAAGAGUGAAAUCAAGGACAUCGUGUUGAUUGGCGGCUCGACUCGAAUCCCUAAGAUCCAGAAGCUCCUGAAGGACUAUUUCCAUGGCAAGGAUUUGUGUAAGGGCAUCAACCCCGAUGAGGCAGUGGCCUACGGAGCGGCCAUCCAGGCCGCCAUCUUGACGGGCAACCAGACUCCAAACCUGCAGAACAUGUUUCUUCUCGACGUCACCCCGCUGUCGUUGGGCAUCAACACUCAAGGAGGUGUCAUGGCAACUAUCAUAAAGCGCAACUCGCCUCUCCCUACCAAGGAAACCAUGGAGUUCACCACCACAGAAGACGACCAAGACACCAUCUUGUUCAUGGUGUACGAAGGGGAGAGAACGCUGACCAAACACAACCACCUCCUGGGCACGUUCACCUUGAAAGGAAUUCCUCCUGCCCCUUGUGGCGUUCCGGUCGUCACCGUUACCUUUUCCAUCGAUGAAAACAAUAUCCUGACUGUGUCAGCCAAGGACAUGGAAACUGGGAACACCAGCCACCUCACCAUCUCGGACACCAGGGGCCGGCUAGGCCGAGAAGAGAUCGAAGGGAUCGUGCAGAAGGCGGAGGAAUUCCGAGCACACGACAUGUCCCAGCAGGAGAAGAUCGAAGCCAUCAAUUCCUUGGAGUCUUGCACGCUUGAGCUAAAGAGAGCUGCUGAAGAAGAAGUCCUAGAUGUGGCAGCCAAAAGGAGGAUGCUGGAACUGUGCGAGAACACCACCUCCUGGCUGGAGGGCAACCCCUUGGUGGAGAAGGAAGAGUGUGAGCAGAGGCAGAGAGACCUGGAGGAGACCUGGGAGUCGAUCUGUAAUGCUCUUGUCCCCAACGAGCGGGCAGCGGAAGAGAUGCCAGGGCAAGAGCAGGCAGAGGCUGGCAAGGAAGACCCCUCGGAGGAAAUGGAAUGA
Molecule: messenger RNA, 1979 nt
Organism: Heteronotia binoei (common prickly gecko)
Lineage: Eukaryota; Metazoa; Chordata; Lepidosauria; Squamata; Gekkonidae
Product: heat shock 70 kDa protein II-like
Exons: 1
Coding region: 63-1979 (638 amino acids)
Biological process (GO): cellular response to unfolded protein; vesicle-mediated transport; protein refolding
Cellular component (GO): cytoplasm; nucleus; cytosol
Molecular function (GO): heat shock protein binding; misfolded protein binding; ATP-dependent protein folding chaperone
Source: RefSeq, a predicted model, not a curated record